This is a messenger RNA of Abrus precatorius (Indian licorice), 1726 nucleotides long. RefSeq names its product protein SGT1 homolog. The record is from RefSeq and is a predicted model, not a curated record. Bases 298 to 1374 code for a protein of 358 amino acids. The transcript is spliced from 10 exons. NCBI's taxonomy places the organism in Eukaryota, Viridiplantae, Streptophyta, Magnoliopsida, Fabales, Fabaceae. Gene Ontology annotation, cellular component: nucleus; cytoplasm. Gene Ontology annotation, biological process: protein stabilization; defense response to fungus. Gene Ontology annotation, molecular function: protein-folding chaperone binding.
AGGGGACAGUGUGAAAACAAGAAAGUUCAACCUAAUCAGAGGUGCAGAGUUGUGUGUUCGUUGGGCAAGUAGCACUUUUCUUUGUAGUACUUUCCCUUGUUGUUUCCUUUUUCAGCUUAAUUCUUUGUUCUUUCAUAAUACAUGUUCUAGGCAGUUUCCUGAUUAGAUAUAAUAAGUAACAGAAGAGUUACCUUGAUCCCUUACCUUCUUCCCACGCUCACUCAACUGUUGACCUCUCACAGUUUCUCAGUAAUCGUAGACUUCACUUUCUUUUUCUUCUUUAUUCCUUGCUCUUCAAUGGCUUCCGAUCUCGAGCUGAAUGCCAAAGAGGCUUUCGAAGAUGAUAACUAUGAGCUAGCCUACGACCUCUUAACUCAGGCUAUUGAUCUCAGCCCCAACAACGCCGACCUAUAUGCAGACCGUGCCCAGGUCAACAUCAAAGUCAACAAUCUUCCCGAGGCUGUUGCCGAUGCAAACAAGUCAAUUGAGUUGAAUCCUUCUCACUCAAAAGCAUAUUUGCGCAAAGGAACUGCAUGCAUCAAGCUUGAGGAAUAUCAGACUGCUAAGGCGGCUUUAGAGUUGGGUAAGCCAUUGGCACCAGGAGACUCUAGAUUUACUGAUUUGAUCGAAGAGUGUGAUAAGCUCAUUGCAGAAGAACCUGGUUCCAUACCCAUACAAGAAAAGACCACAACACAGAAUGCUGCUACAAAAGCUGUUCAGCCAGAUAAUCAUUUUCCAGGGCCACCAACAGCAACAGUGGCUAAACCUAAAUACAGGCAUGAAUUCUUCCAGAAACCUGAUGAGGUGGUUGUUACCAUAUUUGCAAAGGGCAUUCAACGGGACAGCAUUACUGUUGACUUUGGUGAACAAAUACUAAGUGUUAACAUUAAUAUCCCUGGUGAAGAGGCAUAUGUAUUCCAACCUCGCUUAUUUGGAAAGAUCAUACCCGCCAGAUGCCGGUACGAAGUUUUGUCCACCAAAAUUGAAAUUCGCCUUGCAAAAGCAGAAACUAUCCAAUGGACAUCUCUACAAUUCACCAAGGGUAGCACAGUUCCACAGAGAGUUAAUAUUUCGACAGUUGCUGGUGAAAGACCCACUUACCCAUCCUCAAAACCAAAAAGAACAGAUUGGGAUAAAUUGGAAGCUCAAGUUAAACAAGAGGAGAAAGAAGAAAAACUUGAUGGUGAUGCAGCUUUAAACAAAUUUUUCCGUGGGAUAUAUCUAGAUGCAGAUGAGGACGCAAGAAGAGCAAUGAGCAAAUCAUUUGUGGAGUCUAAUGGAACAGUCCUUUCUACAAACUGGAGAGAAGUGGGAUCAAAGAAGGUAGAGGGAAGUCCACCUGAUGGCAUGGAGUUAAAGAAAUGGGAAUAUUGAGAAUUUUGUGUGGGUAUUUGGAACAUUAUAAGUUGAUUUUGCUGGGGUAUAUCUAAGCUAAGAUUUGAAAUUGAAUCAUUUGAUGGUUGGUGCUAGAGUUUUUUAGUAUUCUGUGAUUGUAAUGCUGCUCUAGUUUUUGUUUUAUUAUUAUUUUUUUGGGGUGUAAAAUUUUCACUCAGAAGUCAAGGAUCUGAAAUGUGGGCUCUUAAAUUAAUUAUUUUUAAGAUUCAAGAAUGAAACUUAAAUUUUGCUAGCCAAAACUAUACACAUAUUUCUUGACUUGAAAAUUGAAUACCCAUUUAUUUUGGCAUUGAUUUAAUGAAAUAGAGUUCCAAACGAUAAACUAAUGAUA